UGCCCUCUUCAAAACAACAUUCUUGCCAUGCAAGCAUUUCUUUGCCAUUUUUAGGCACACUGACAAAUCAUGGGUAGACCUUAAGCCAGAGUACCGUCAAAGCCCAUAUAUAACUUUGGAUUUUAAUGUUACCUCAACACAGGAACCCCAGAGCAAUGAAACCAGCACUCAAGAAGACCUCGACUCGUAUGUUUUUAAUAGUCCUUUACCGUGCACAGAGAAGCAGUCACACAAUAGUGAGUCACAAUCAGGUGUAGAAGUCCAUCAGUGGCAUCUUCGUGAAAAUCUCAAAGUUUUGCAUGACAUAACAUAUAUUUUCACUAAUGAGGAGGCUAUCAAGAAUGCUUCCAGAGUUGUUCAUGGUCUUUGUGAGACCCUGAAAUUCUGUUUAUCCAAGGAACAUGGCCUGGUUCUCCAGCAACAAGAAACUGUCAAGCAAAAACUUAAAGAUUUGCCAAGUCGUUUGAAGAAGGCCAAAAAUAAAACUGUCAGGAAGCGAAAAAUGGUGGCAGAUACAAAUGAAGAUGAUGCACAUCUCCAUAAAAUGUCAAAAACAAAAAUCCUAGAAUCCCAAAGGACAGACGACUUGCAGAUGGACAAAAUCUCUGUUCAGAUAAAAAAGACAUGUGUGGAUCUCUCCAGAAAAGAAUUCACAAAAGCAGCCACAAUUACAGACAGUGACGGAUGUUCUCAUUUUUUUCACAGUGAGAAUGUACCCAUGCUGACAGAGGACAUGUCAUCAGAGGUCAGGUGUAUUUUGGCAAAACAAAACCCAACCCUGGUCAUCAGCACAGCCUUCAAACUGAGUAUAACACAGAGUGACUUAGCCACACUGGAGGAGGGUUGCUGGCUUAAUGACAAUGUAAUUGAUUUGAAAUCCCACACCAUCCAGUGCUAUGACUCAAUGGGUCAGAGACAUGAUGAUAUCUGUCACAUGCUGUUGAAGUACUUCACAGAGGAGUACAAGGUCAAGAAAGGAUGCAUCUUGGAGACUUACAGAUGGACCACUGGCCGAAUGAGAACUCAUGCAGUUCCUAGACAGACGAAUGGCAAUGACUGUGGUGUUUUUGCCUGUAAAUAUGCAGACUUCCUUUCACAAGGAAAUCAACUUACCUUCAGACAGUGUGACAUUCCACUCUUUAGAAAACUGAUGGUCUGGGAAAUAGCACAUGAGACUGCCCUGUAAGGCCUGAAUCAACUGGUUCUUCAAACUGCCAUCUUUGUUCUUUCUGUGUAAAUAAAGUGGA
Molecule: messenger RNA, 1247 nt
Organism: Triplophysa rosa
Lineage: Eukaryota; Metazoa; Chordata; Actinopteri; Cypriniformes; Nemacheilidae
Product: sentrin-specific protease 2-like
Exons: 8
Coding region: 503-1186 (227 amino acids)
Biological process (GO): protein desumoylation
Cellular component (GO): nucleus
Molecular function (GO): deSUMOylase activity
Source: RefSeq, a predicted model, not a curated record